GAAACAAUGUCAUCGGGUGAUGUUACGGUGUAUUUGAAAUACCUCAACGACCGACGGCUCUCGUACACCUUAUUUUCGCAACAAUUAAGAAGGACAUGAAAAUUUGCGUGAUUCGAAACAGUUAGUCCCGGUCAAGGUGUGUGUUCCGCCUUGUGUUCAGCGAGAGGCUUUCCCUCCUUCUCUUACACACCUAUACAACGCGUGCCAUUUUGUAAAAGCCGCACUGCCAUAAAUGUGUUCAGCAAUCUAAUUAACUGCCGUAGUUAUAAUGAUAAUAUAAACAUACUAUGUGCUCACUAAGUCCGGUUAAUAAUUGGCAAGAUUUAUUCGAAUAAAAUAGUGUAAUCUAGCGUUAUGAACAGAUGGAUGAACAAUCGGUGACAGUGAGUGUGGACUAUAGUGAGUUGAAGUUAUGCAUAAAGAAGAAAGAAGUGAUGUGGCCUGGCUUCGAUAGAGGUGGUACUGCCAAAACCGAUGCAGCUAGCCAUAGCCAACAGGAAACGUUGGCCGACAUCGAGCAUAUAUCAACAAUUGCCGGUUCGCUUGGAAGUAUUGGAAGCAUUUCCCAGUGUCCGGAGGGGGAACCUGUCUACGAGACCGAUCAUACCGAUCUUAACUCCGAAUACGACGAGGCAGAACUACGCAAGGAACUUAUGAAAGAUAAAUGGCGUCAACUUUUCGAUGCAUUCGACCCGGAAGGCUUUGGCGAAAUUCCGGUGAAUGACUUCAUCGAAGCCCUAAAGUCCCCAGAGUUCCUGGCUAAUGUACCACCCAACAAGCGUGACAUUCUUUACGAUCGUGCCUUGAAGGCCAAAUCCUCGAAGGCGGAAUCGAUCUCUUUCCAGGAUUUCGUGAAUGUGAUGAGCGGCAAACGGUCGCGUAGCUUCAAGUGUGCAGUACAUCAUCGCGAUCGUGAAGUUUGUUCGGAGAACGAUUUUCAUCUGAUAUUUGAAGAUCCACCAUUAUUCAAGAGAAUGGUGCACGUAAUUGCAAUGGAAGUGCUCCCCGAAGAGCGGGAUCGAAAAUAUUAUGCAGACAAUUAUUCAUGCUGUCCGCCUCCAUUAUUUGUGAUAUUAGUUACAUUAGUCGAGUUGGGGUUUUUCACCUACCACACGCUUACCUCGGGUCAAGCGGAUCCGGCCGGUCCGGUUCCGAUCGAUUCGAUGUUCAUCUACCGGCCAGACAAACGGCACGAAGUCUGGCGGUUUCUGUUCUACAUGGUUCUACAUGCCGGAUGGUUCCAUCUGGGUUUUAACCUAGUCGUGCAACUCCUAGUUGGGCUACCAUUGGAGAUGGUACACGGAUCAACUAGGAUAGGUUGCGUCUAUCUGGCAGGUGUACUCGCUGGUUCACUAGGAACCAGUGUGUUCGAUCCUGAAGUCUACCUCGUCGGUGCCAGUGGGGGCGUCUAUGCUCUGCUGGCCGCUCACCUAGCGAAUGUUAUGCUCAACUACCGCAAUAUGCAGUACGGCAUCGUUCGGCUACUGGCGAUAUUCCUAUUCGCAUCCUGCGACGUCGGUUUCGCGAUCUACUCCCGGUACGCGGUAGAACCGGAAAGCGGUGCCCCAUCGGUGUCGUAUGUGGCGCAUCUGACCGGUGCCCUGGCGGGCCUCACGAUAGGGCUGCUGGUGCUGAAAAACUUCGAGCAGAAACUGCACGAACAACUGCUCUGGUGGGUGGCGCUCGGAGUGUACGCGGCCUGUACGAUCUUUGCCAUCGUGUUCAACCUGCUCAACACCGUCACCGUGCAGAGGCUAGAGGAGGAAGGCGAGCAGGUAUUGAAGCAGCAUCUUUUCAACAAUUUUGGAUUUUAAACCGAGUACGCAUGAUCGGCUUGGAAACUCGAUAGCGUUCGGAAGCGUUCUAAACGCAAACUGUCCGUCCUUACGGCUUCGAUGAGGAACCACGAACGGGGCAACGAACCAGUGAGUAUAAAAUUCGAAAGUGAGCGAAAGGUGCGUCGAAGUUAGGAGGAAAAUUGAAAGUCGAGGCUGUGGCACGUGGAAUUGAACUACUGAGAGGGCCUCGGGGAAAAAGUUGUGAUUUGUGUAUAGACUUAUUUUGUAUUGCGUAUGUUUAUAUUUAACGAGAACUUCGGGAAUUUGGUAGGAACUAAAGUCUUGAAUCGAGAUCGUAAUGAACUAAGUAGAGAGAAAAGGAAAAGUUGGCAAGCUCAGUGACCUCGACAGUCUGAUCGCCGCACGCGGAUGUGGUUGAUGAUCAGGUUUAGACAUGUGUGAUUUUUUUUGUAAGGCUUGAAAAACGGAGAUAAUGCGAAAGGUUAGCUCGACAAUCGAUUUGGCUGCGUGCGCACAUCGUAAUUGAAUACGUAAGAGUACAUCACUGGAUAGAAUAAAGUGCUUUAAAUUUUUUUUCCCAAUUUAAACUCUCGAAGGAGUAUGAACUGAUCCACUUUUCGUCCUUCCCCUCCGUCAAGCACGAGUCACUUUGAUUGUACCGUGGAGCGUUCCAUUUCGGUCCAAGAUACCAAAGACUGUAAAUGACAUUCAAGCAAAUCACCUGAAAUGCGAUGAUCAUAGUUAGCAAAUAUCGAUUAAUCGAAGGAGCCGUUGAUCUCCUGUCAAAGUCCAGUACACUUUUUUGUAAAUAUUUUUUUUUUAUAGAAUCUAAACCAAUCCGAGUCGAACCCAAAAAAAACACUUUUGCAAAUUUCUUAGUGAAAUUAAUGAAAAUGCAAACACACUGUACAUUCACUCUCACUAAACUCAAUGCAAGAAGGUAGCAAUAUCUUCCGUUCCAAAAAGAGAAAGCAAGAAUACGAGUAAACAUUUUAGUUAGGCUCUUUGAAUUUAAAUAAAAUGAAUAUUAAAAAUCCUAUUAAUACUGCAUAUUAUUACUGCUGAAAGAGGAAAUCAAUAAUUCUAGUCAAUUUCUAUGAAACUAUUAUUAUUAAUUAUUAUUAUUAUUAAAUUAACCUGAGCAAAUCCAACCCUUUCGAAGAGAAUAGAUCAAAAAGUAUUGUAGAGAAAAGGAAAAAAAAUACACACUCAACUUAUUCAAGUCAUUAAUCACAAAGAAAUUUAGUGUUUAUUUAUUAUUUUUGUCUAAUCAUGCAAUCAACAAAAUACAGUUGCCGUCAAAACAGUGAAAAACGUCCCCCUGUGGAAUUCAGAUCCCACACCUGCUGUUAUCGAAACCGAUUCUGUUGAGCACAAUCCUAAUUGUUUUUGCGUCUUUAUAAUAUUUUUUUUUUGUUUUUAAAAAUAGGAAAAGCCAAAGAAGAUUUAUUUAUUUUUUUAUAUCGUAAAUUAUUCCGGGACGACCGAAAAAUUAGCACGAACGAAUCUUUCCACGGGAAAUGUUUGCGUACCCUCCAAUAAUAAUAAUUAAUUAAAAGAAGAUUGAAUCAAAUGCCUUACCAAAUAGAAAUAAACCAAAAAGUAACCCUCCACUUCCCCUGAAAUCCACUGUUCGAAGAAGUACAAACGAAUCUGGGUCAAUGUGCUUUUCGUAGAACAUUUUUUCGUAAAAAAAAUACACUGCCAGUAACACACUAACGAGAGAGAAAAUAAAACUAUAAAAAACGCAUUCAUUUUCCUGAAGAUUACGUGAAACUGUGGGAAAAUCGUAUAACUGUCUCGCAUAAUUAAGAGAUACCGACAGAAGAAAAAAAUAAUCUAAUAGGAUGUAUUUAUAAUAAAUUAUUGUAUGCGAAAAAAGUAUAUGCAAAACGAGGAAAAAAUCACCGAAAAGAAAACAUUAAUAAAAAACAAAAACCAUUGAAAAUCAA
Messenger RNA from Ochlerotatus camptorhynchus, 3751 nucleotides. It is a transcript of the gene stet, whose product is annotated as stem cell tumor. Bases 363 to 1814 code for a protein of 483 amino acids. Gene Ontology annotation, cellular component: membrane. Gene Ontology annotation, molecular function: serine-type endopeptidase activity; calcium ion binding. The transcript is spliced from 9 exons. NCBI's taxonomy places the organism in Eukaryota, Metazoa, Arthropoda, Insecta, Diptera, Culicidae. The record is from RefSeq and is a predicted model, not a curated record.